AUGACAACACACCUCCAAGCCGCCAUCUCCCACCCCAGCGGGCCAAGCAGCCAAACAUCUCCCCUCGACACACCACCUCCCCAACCGACCCGAGACUCCUCACCACUCCUCCCACGCCUCCUCGCCGUCUUCCACCGCACCUGGGACCUCGGCUUCACCGCCUUCGGCGGCCCACCCAUGCACUUCACCAUCCUCCACCGGCGCUUCGUUCAAUCAUCCUCACCAACUUCAGCAACUUCCGACAACAGAACAGCCACAGGCCAUGAACCAUGGCUCGACGAGCAGACCUUCCAAGAGCUCUUCGCUGUCAGCCAGUCUCUUCCAGGUCCCGCAUCCACGAAGAUGCUUUUCAGCAUCGCACUGCUCCACGCCGGGUGGGUUGCUGCACUAUUCGUCUUCGUGCUGUGGUCCCUCCCUGGCGCAAUCGUGAUGUAUGGGCUCUCCCUGGGCGUUAGCCGUAUGGGCGAGACGCUGCCUGGCCCGGUGUAUGCACUGCUGAGCGGGCUGAAUGCCAGUACGGUGGGUGUGGUCGCGUUGGCGGCGGUGCAGUUGGCGAGCAAGGCGAUUGGGGACAGGAUGACUAGGGUAUUGGUGAUAUGGGGCGGGUGUGCAGGGUUGUGCUAUAAUGCGUUGUGGUAUUUUCCAGUGUUGAUUGUGGCGGGUGGGGUGGUUUGUGUGGGGUGGGAUGUUUGGGGGGAGAGGUGGGUUGGGAGGAUGAGGACGAAAUGGAGCCGGAGCAGGAAACGGAGCGAGCAGAGGGUGGAAGAGGCAAACCCAGGUACGAAUGAAGCAACGGAGGGGUUCGAGAUGACCGGUAUGGUCGGUCCAGAGGGGCAGAAUCUACAGCGAAGACAAAUCCCGUCACGACAAGGUGAAGACGACAAGCAUGCGGUCAGAGCAGCGAGUACUCCAGACUCUGACGCCAACAGACGCCACGGUCGGAACCGAGGACUUCUAGACACAGCCGAUGGCACAUCUAACCCGCAAUUCUACGGCAUCAAUAUCUCGACCGGAAUCGGCUUGAUUGCGCUGACCUUUGCAAUCUUCAUCGCCCUCGUCGUCUCCCGAGCCCUCAUCACCGAAAAGCCACGGCCUUUUGAGGUCCUGGCAAGCAUGUACCAAGCAGGCAUCCUAAUAUUCGGCGGCGGUCCCGUCGUCAUCCCCCUGCUCCGCGACUACGUCGUCGACCCGGGCUGGGUUUCCUCCCGGGACUUCCUUCUGGGCCUUGCCAUCAUUCAGGCUUUACCAGGCCCCAACUUCAACUUCUCCGUCUAUUUGUCUGCUCUCGCUAUGGCGAGGACGGGCCAUCAUUCGCUGCUGGGAGCAUUGCUAGGCUUCGUCGGCAUUUUCGCUCCGGGAUUGCUGUUGACGCUGGGUGUGCAAGGGUUGUGGGCGUUUAUGCGCACAAAGCCGGUGGUCGUAAGUGCGUUACGCGGGAUCAAUGCCGCGGCGGUGGGACUGGUGUUUACGGCGGUGUACCGGUUGUGGGAGAUUGGUUAUUUGACACCGGAGAAGAGUCAGGGGCAGAGUCUGGCGGAAGAGCCGUGGUGGGUUGUGGUUACGGCGGUGACAUAUUGUGAGGUGGCGUGGUUCAAAGUUCCACCCGCGGUUGCGAUUGUGCUGGGCGCUGCGUUGGGACUGUGUUGGUAUGGUGCUGUGGGCCGAGAAUGA
Messenger RNA from Cyphellophora attinorum, 1671 nucleotides. RefSeq lists its product as uncharacterized. Gene Ontology annotation, biological process: chromate transport. Bases 1 to 1671 code for a protein of 556 amino acids. Gene Ontology annotation, molecular function: chromate transmembrane transporter activity. The transcript is spliced from 4 exons. The record is from RefSeq and is a predicted model, not a curated record. Lineage: Eukaryota; Fungi; Ascomycota; Eurotiomycetes; Chaetothyriales; Cyphellophoraceae.